AAUGCUCCUCAGGACCAAAUCCCUCCAUCUUUCCUUCCUCCUAAUUCACAUGGUCCAGGAAACACUGCAGCACCAGGACAUCACUCUUCAGCUUUACAUCAACCACAUCCAGUAUCUGGAGUCCACAGGGGCCCAACAGUAAAUGAAAUCCAAACUGAUCAUAAUUCAAAAUCCAGGAACUCGUCAGAGUCCAAUUACAAUGUUGCUCAUGUUCCUCAUGAUCAGCCUGUGUCAUACAAUGCCCCCGGAGACAGAAUGAUGGGUAACAUGCAUCCUGGUGCUUUUGUUGUGGAUCAUGGUAGUGUUCAACAGCAGCAGUGGUCCCCACGAAUGCCCAAUCCAAUGUCUCAAAAUCAAAUGUAUACAUCUCAUCAAGGCUAUCCAGGAAAUCAACCAAUGAGACCCACAGCAAUUCACAGUAUUCACCAGUCAGCUCAUGUCAGGCCGCAAAUUGUGCAUGGUAUCAGACCUGAUAGGGGAAUGGAGGUUAUUGACUUGACAAAGGAGCCACAGAUAUCUAAACCGGAUAUGCAGAGACAUAUACCAGGGAAUCAGCACAUAUCUGGAGGAAAUGAACCUCCAAGUGGCCCAAAAGAUGAGACUGAGAGUACUGUCCAGCGAGAAUUAACAGCAGCUUUAGCCAGGAGACAGGGGACAGGUUUUGAUCAACAGCCACAGCCACAGCCACAGCCACAGCAAAUGGUUAGAAGGGACAAUAUACCCAAUAUUGCACAUUAUGGUCCAAAACCGUAUCCUGUCCACAACCCUGUUAGUCCCCAAGGAGUGCCUCAAGGACAGCAUUCAAGUUCUUUGUAUCCUCAUCAAGGACAUGCUCAUGCUGGUAAUCCAAUGUCAUCACUGACAGAUGCACCAUAUGCCUCUAUGCAAAAUAGGCAAUCAACAGCAGGAGCUCAAUAUAGGAUGCAGGAACCAACAAGUGUGAAAUCAGCAUUGUUGUCAUCAGGGCCAAAACCAAUGAUGUCUGCACCUAAUUACGCAAUGAAUACCUCAACACAAGCUCCCUCUUAUGCAACACCACAAUACCAGCAAAGAACUACGGAGAAGGCUUCUCAAAUGGUUGAAAGCUACCAGAGGAUGCCAGAGAAAGGUUCUAUUAUGCCUGGCCAAGUUCCACAUCAACAACCACAAUCAUCUUAUGCUGAUCACUUAAAUAGAGGUGGCCCAGCAAUGACAAAUCAAUACAAACCUCCUCAGCAACCUGUGGCAUGGAGGCCUCAAGUGCCAACGUCAGUUUCCAAUGUACCAAUGUCCAUUGAGAAGCAGCAGCACAUGAUGAUGAUGGCUCGCAAGAGUCAAUGGCAACACUAUUCCCAAGCACAGAAAUACCCAAUGUCCCAGAAGGGUGCUAACCCUGCCAUGUCAUCUAGUGGACCUUCUCAUGCCAUGCAAGCAGGGGUACCACCAUUAUCUCAAAGUGGUGGCUCAAACUAUGCAAUGGCACCUUCAUCACAGAAUCAGGAACACAGCAUGCACAUGAGAGCAGCAUUGCAUAAUAUGAGGAUGAUGCAACGUGGACCUGCUCCAGGCUCAGGCCCUGUGCCAGGACCUAUGCAGGCAAAAAUGCAACAGACAAUGCAGCAAGGAUAUCCCCGUGAAUCAGGAAUGCUAGCACCUGGGCAAGGUGCUGCACCAGCAUUAAUAGAGUUUCAGGAACAAGAUAACCAGAGAAGAAUGCAACAGGUGGCAAUGACACAGCCUCCUCCAAGACUUCAUCAGUUUAAUGGUUCCUGUGUAGUGUGUGGUUCUUUGGCCAUGUAUCUGUGCUCAAGUUGUCGAAUGGUGUGGUACUGUAGCCAGACAUGUCAGAACAAUCAUUGGAAGCGACAUGGUCCGGAGUGUAAGCCCAUCAAAGCCGGACUUCCUGGACAAUUAUAGUUACAAUGAAAUGACUUCUAUAUGUCACAUGUCAAUCAUCCUGAGAUUAGUGCCUUGCCAUGUCACUCGGUGAAAUCAUCUGGGUGGUUUUCUAUGAUGUUUACCACUGGGAAAUGCUUAGUUUGGUGGUGGUUGUGUUGAUUCAUUUAGUUCAAAUUUAUAUGAAUUAUCACAAGUUAGGUUUUAGAAUUGGAACUAGAUUAUAUUUGGUAUCCUGUGAAUUUUAUGAAAUUGUAUGAAAUACACACACUACACUUAAAUGUUGACUUUGUAAAUAUAGCACUUACUUGUGAAAUGUAUGACGUGAGAAUGGAUGUUAUGUGAAAUUUAGAUUAUGAUGGUGUGCAAAUGUUCAUAUUCUUAGAAUCAGGAACAUUUGAUUAUAUCUUACAUGUUUGAACCAUGCUUUGGAAUGUUGUAUGUAAAUAAUUAAGUUAUAUCAUGUCAUUAUCAUACCAAAAGAUAGUCAGCUUGAUUUGAGUGACAUUUCGAAUGUCUAAAUAGAAUAACAUUAUUUAGAAGUAACAUCAAAGUCACGAUAUAUGUAGCAAAGCUAAAAUGCAUUUUACCAGUGAAUAAAAUUGUUAAUUGGGAAAGGAUGCAGAACAAUAAUUAGAAAUUUCAACAGUCAAGGCAAAUGGUUUUCAAUUAUUUAGAUACUAGUAUUACUCCUACUCUAAAAGUCCUUCGGUCUUUGUAAAAGUGAGCAUGGACUGUUUUCUCUUGGUAAGAUUUGACAUACUUUUGCGAUAUUAGUUUUGUCAAAUGUCUGUUAAAGUAUACAAGGGUUCAGUGUUGACAUUGACAUUUUGAUGGCAUGAGGACUUGUAUCUAACUUUAAUUCAUGGUAUAAUUGAUCUCUUUAAGAUGUAUGGUAUACGGAGAUAAUUUCAUUAGAUAUAAUUCAAUCACGGAAUGUGGUUCUUAUUCUAAAGUGUUUCCCACAUUUUAAAUACAUUUUAGGGUAGUUUAUCAUUCAUGUAUUGCUUGCUUCCUGAACUUUAGACUGGGUAAACAAUAUAUCAAACAAGAAAGAUAUUGGCCAACAUAUUUUCUCUCACUGAGAAUGUGAUAAAACAAUGUAUGAUAUCGUUGUAUUCUUAAGGUAAUUAUGUUCACAACUUAUAGGAUAACUAUAUCAUUAUUGAACUCUGAAGGAUCAGUUAUAUUCUGUAUAAUUUCUUUACCCUUAUAUUACGCUUUUAAGGCAGCCAGGCUAUUUCAAAUUAUGCAGAUUUAUUUUCUUAUUUUCUAUUAAAUUGUGGGCAUUGCUCUUAGCUUCUUGCCUUAUUUUUUGUAUGUUUUAUGACAUUGUAUUUAUUUAUUGUAGAGGUUAGAUUAGAAUAGAAAAGUAUGUACUAAGCAACGAAAUGAGGCAGAAUAUUACUCUAUGCGUAUUAUGCAAUCUAAAAUGACUGUAAUGUGAUGCCUUAUAUGAAGUUUUAGCUAGAAUGUCUGAGUGGAGAAAUUUUGUUCUAUAAAACUGUUUAUAAAUACCAAAUCAUGUUAACUGUUGAUUGUUCAUACCCUUUUCUAUGUAUGCACAGGUAUAUUUGUGUUUUGUAGUUGUUACACUUUUACCUGAUUUUAUGGGGCAUAACUUUUAGCAAUUAUUCAAACAUGUUUAAUGCAAAGUCAGUUUCUUAUUUUCAGAUUUUAUUUAUGUCAUAUGAUCUUUAAAAAUUCCUGAUUUGCAAAUGUUUUUUAUUUCAAAGAUAAAUUUAUUUGAAAUUCUGCAGAUGCCACAACACAGUUAUUUUGAACUAACAGGUCAUUGUAGCAGUGUGAUAAAAGAUUUGUUGUUAUUUUGUUUAUUAUCUAUUAAGUAUUACUCUUUCAUGUUAGAGAAAGCAUAAUGUUUUGUUUCUUGAUAGUUAUUUUAUUCAAUAUGUUGCAGUAUUAUUUUGAACAUAGAAUGUUGAAAUAUUGAGACAGUUAUCUCUAUAAUAUAUACUGUUCUUGAAAAAAGUGAUCUUGUAGUGAAAGCCAUAUAAUAAAAGAGGUAUUUAAUUCUAAUUAUAGAUGUAAUUAAUUUAUCCAAAGGUGCCAACAUUGGAAUCAGUUUGGAAACUUUCUACUUCACUUCUACAUCUGAUAAUCCAGUGAAGUAUGGAGACAUGUAUGGAGGUUUAAGGAUGUCUGAUAUCAGUACAAUCAAAUCAAUGUCAUAGUAUAAUACAUUGAUACAUAUAUUUCAAUCCAAUUGGUAUUUGUUUUUCAGCAAUUCAGCAAUUGAGCAUGUUAUUUCACAUGUAUAUAGACAUUGAUAUUCUGAUGUGGUUCCUAUUUUAUAUCUUAUGCCCAAAACAUCGUCCACAUCUUGGGUGUUCAUGUGGACUAAUGCUGAAUUUUAAAUCUGGGAUAACACAUGUGUGACUGUGUGACCUUGAAAGCAAGGACUAUAAGUGUAAAAGCUGAAAACAUGCUGAUCUAGUUUCAUACAAAGCUCAUACAUUGAGGAAAGGAUGGAACAGGUUUCCAUUAAAAUAUGUCAUGAUACAUGUUUGUUUUCCUCAACCUUAGCCCACUUGAAGAAAGGAUGACAGUUUUUGCAACAUGUCAAGGUGAUUGUUCUCUAUCUAAGUCUGUUAAGCCCAUCAGAAAAGAACACAAAUGCCUGUUUUACAUACCAUUCAAUUAUAGAGUGAUAUGUGUUGAGGGGUGUGUUAUAUACAUACAUGUAAUCAUAGAUGCAUAGGUAUGUACAUUCAAACGUACAUACAUAUGUCCUUGCAUUCUACAGAUGUGUUAGAUUUCUGUUUUUUGAUUCCUUGUAUGUGUGUUUGUCCCAGCAAUCGCCAAUAUAAAGACGAAAGAAUAUAGAUCACAUCAACAACCACAGGAUAGUGAUCGUUGACAGAUGAUGUUCAAUUUUUGUUGCAUUUCCUUUAAAUGGUCAUGCAUUUGAAAGCUUUUGGACCAAACCACACGAAACUUGCAGGACCAGAAACAAAGCAGUUGUGACACAUACCUGACAUAUAGAGGAAAUGAUUGCUCUAUGUGACAAGUUUACUGUAUAGCCCCAAGCUUACAUUCCAAACUAUUAAUAUAUGAAUGUUAUUUUUGUUGUCAGAUGUUUAUAUACUGUCAAAUUCUCAAUAUAAUGGGUCGUUAUUGCUUUAUUAAGUGCACAGAAAAGGCACCUGUAACCCUGUUCAUGUACAUACUCUAUUUUAGGGCAUUUCCAUGAGAUAUGUUGCAGAAUGUACAGUAUAUUAUCCUAAUUGUUCAAGUGUUCUCUUUGCCUGUGCCCAUAUUCUGUGCUGAGGUUUCCCCUGUAAAUACCCUGAAGUGCUAAAUCCAUUUAUUGUGCUAAUUCUUUUUCUUUUGAUUAUAUCAAAUCCAUGCAUUAUCAUGUGAAAGUUAUCAUUGUACAUAGCAUCCAAGAAUAAACUGCUUAUACGCAUAAAUUGUAAUAAAUCCCAUUCCAUUGUGGCGAAAUGUCACAACAUAUUUAAGUUUUUACAUUUGCAGUAAAGUUCAUCAUUAUAGUAUCAUCACUGGUAGUUAUUUUUGUACAUUUUGUGUAAAAUAGUGCAUAAUUCAUUGCUGCUCAAUUGUUCUAAAUGAUCGUAUUUUGUAAUGAGUUUUUGAUAUCAUCGUCAUGAAUUAAAAUAAGGAAAUUACCCAUU
This is a messenger RNA of Haliotis rubra (blacklip abalone), 5528 nucleotides long. RefSeq lists its product as uncharacterized. Bases 256 to 1896 code for a protein of 546 amino acids. The transcript is spliced from 3 exons. The record is from RefSeq and is a predicted model, not a curated record. Lineage: Eukaryota; Metazoa; Mollusca; Gastropoda; Lepetellida; Haliotidae.